GAAGCAGGCGGGCGUUCAGCCGGCGCUAGGCCUAUUCUCUGAAGGGAGUGCGCUGGACAUUUCCCUGCGUAACUCCCAUCUCUGGGCCCAGAGUCUGUGCAUGGCGGACUCCCCAGGGAACUCUACCCUGGAGGAAAUUCUGGGGCAAUAUCAACGGAGUCUCAGGGAACGGGCCAGCAGAAGCAUUCACCAACUGAAAUGUGCCCUGAGAGAAGGUGAUGUCACCAUUGAAGAAGAAGCACUGGAUCCUUCCUUUAGCACCAAUGUAGGAAUUGAGGACCCUGAGAUAGCCUGGCAUGAACUGCAACAUAGCCAUGCCGUUAAACAGCUCAAAGCUAUGUUGCAUCAGCAAGCAAGUAAGGAAAAUGAGAUAUCUCCAUCAAGAAAACAAAAAAUGCCCCCUUUGAGAUCAUCAGAAUAUGAGGAAACUAAUAUGCCUACUGUACACAACCUUGUUCCUAUCAUUAAUGACCAAUCUCAAUACAUUCAUCAUUUAGAGGCUGAAGUCAAGUUCUGCAAGGAGGAACUCUCUGGAAUGAAAAAUAAGGUACAAGUAGUUGAGCUUGAAAAUGAAAGACUCCAGCAAGAAAGACUCCAGCUGAAAUCUCAAAGACAAGAGGAGACAAUGAGGGAACAAACACUUCUGGAUGCAUCUGGAAACAUGCAGAAUUCUUGGGUUACAACAGUUGAUGAUUCCAGGGUAAAUGAAGCUGCCAAGAAAAAAACAUUUUUCCAUGAUGAUGCAGAUAUUGGCAAAGCUACAACUAUUGGAGAGGCUGAAAAAUGGAAGCUAGAACUAGAGGGGUUAAAACUUACAUAUGAGGCAAAGAGUGAAAUCCUGGAAUCUCAAUUGACAUUUUUGAGACAUUCUAAAAAUUACUCCACCUCCUUUGGGCUGCUUGAGAGUCCUCAAAUCUCAAGAGUUGAAGACGUAUAUUUCAGCCGGGAGGAAUGGUUGUUGGCGUUUCCUCUGCAACAGAAAGACUUAGCUGAAUAUCAGAAAAACUGUGAAGAUCUUAGAGAGCGAUUAAAGCAUAAAGAGUCUCUUCUUGCUGCUAAUAUUUCCAGCCAUGUUGGUGGCCUUUGUUUGAAGUGUGCUCAGCAUGAAGCUGUUCUUUCCCAAACUCAUAAUAACGUACACAUCCAAACCAUCGAAAGACUGUCUAAAGAAAGAGAUGACUUAAUGUCUGCACUAGUUUCUGUAAGGAACAGCUUGGGAGAUAUGCAGCAAAGAGAAACAAGUGCUUAUGAACAGGUGAAACAAGCUGUGCAUAUGACUGAGGAAGCCAAUUUUGAAAAGACCAAGGCUCUAAUCCAGUGUGAGCAGUUGAAGAAUGAACUGGAAAGGCAGACAGAAAGGCUUGAAAAAGAACUUGCAUCUCAGCAGGAGAAAAGGGCCUUUGAGAAAGAGAUGAUGAAAAAAGAAAUAACGAAAGAAAGGGAGGACAUGGAAUCAAAGAUGUUGAUCCUGUCUCAGAAUAUUGCCCAACUUGAGGCCCAGGUGGAAAAAAUUACAAGAGAGAAGAUUUCAGCUAUUAAUCAACUAGAAGAAAUUCAAACCCAGUUUGCUUCUCAGGAAAUGGAUGCCACCAAGGUGUGUGGAGAAAUGCGUUUUCAGUUGAAUAAAACCAAAAUGGAGAAAGAUGAGGCAGAAAAGGAGCACAGAGAGUACAGAGCAAAAACUAAAAGGGAUCUUGAAAUUAAAGAUCAGGAAAUAGAGAAAUUGAGACUAGAACUGAGUGAAAGCAAGCAGCACAUGGAACAGGAGCAGCAGAAGGCAGCCCGGGCCAGAGAGGAGUGCCUGAAACUAACAGAACUGCUGGGCGAAUCCGAGCACCAACUGCACCUCACCAGACUGGAAAAAGAUAGCAUUCAGCAGAGCUUCAGCAACGAAGCAAAGGCCCAAGCCCUUCAGGCCCAGCAAAGAGAGCAGGAGCUGACACAGAAGAUACAGCAAAUGGAGACCCAGCAUGACAAAACUGAAAAUGAACAGUAUUCAUUGCUGACCUCCCAGAAUACAUUUUUGACAAAGUUAAAGGAAGAAUGCUGUACAUUAGCCAAGAAACUGGAACAAAUCUCUCAAAAAAGCAGAUCUGAAAUAGCUCAACUCAGUCAAGAAAAAAAAUAUACAUACGACAAACUAGAAAAGUUACAGAGAAGAAAUAAUGAAUUGGAGGAACAGUGUGUCCAGCAUGGGAUAGUACAUGAGACAAUGAAGCAGAGGCUCCAGCAGCUGGAUAAGCAUAGCCAGGCCACAGCCCAGCAGCUGGUGCAGCUGCUCAACAAGCAGAACCAGCUUCUCCUGGAGAGACAGAGCUUGUCAGAAGAGGUGGACCGGCUGAGAUCCCAGUUACCCAGCAUGCCACAAUCUGAUUGCUGACCUGGAUGAAACAGAGUGAAAUAAAUGGUUUACAAAGAGAUAUUUACAUUCAUCUGAUUUGUACUUAAUAUGCCACAACACACCGCACCUUCCCAGGGUAAUACCACCUCGGACUGCACUGGGGCUGGUCCUCAUGCCUCGUUUUUUCGUCCCUGCAUUAGGAACCGGCUAGAAUUGAAAUCUGAACCUGGAUGAGGAGACUCCUGGUAUAUGUUCUCAGAAAUGGCUUGAAGUUACUGUUUUUAAAUAUGCUAAUUUUAAACACACUAGGUUAUACAUAGGAAUUUCAAUAAAUGACCUUUUUUAAAGACUUAAA
This is a messenger RNA of Marmota flaviventris (yellow-bellied marmot), 2696 nucleotides long. It is a transcript of the gene Sdccag8, whose product is annotated as SHH signaling and ciliogenesis regulator SDCCAG8. The record is from RefSeq and is a predicted model, not a curated record. NCBI's taxonomy places the organism in Eukaryota, Metazoa, Chordata, Mammalia, Rodentia, Sciuridae. Gene Ontology annotation, biological process: neuron migration; centrosome cycle; tube formation. Gene Ontology annotation, cellular component: centriole; centrosome.